Molecule: messenger RNA, 2879 nt
Organism: Maylandia zebra (zebra mbuna)
Lineage: Eukaryota; Metazoa; Chordata; Actinopteri; Cichliformes; Cichlidae
Source: RefSeq, a predicted model, not a curated record
AUGGCCGGAAAUCCGAGAAGGGGCACCGGUCUCAUCGGCUUGAUGAAGGACGCCUUUCAGCCUCACCAGCCCGCAGUGGUUGACAAGAAAAUGGUGGGAAAAUGCUGGAAACUCAUGGAUAAGGUGGUGCGUCUGUGCCAGAACCCCAAGGUGGCGUUGAAGAACAGUCCGCCCUACAUCCUGGAUCUUUUGCCGAAUACCUACCAGCAUUUACGCACCAUUCUGUCCAGGUAUGAGGGCAAAAUAGAAAUCCUCGGCAAGAACGAGUAUUUCCGCGUGGUCAUCGACAACUUGACGAACAAGACGAAGCAGACCAUGAGCCUUUUUAAGGAGGCCAAGGAGAGGAUGUACGAGGAGAACUCCCAGCCCAGGCAAAACCUUACCAAGCUAUCUCUGAUCUUCAGUCACAUGCUAGCGGAGUUAAAAGCCAUCUUCCCCAAUGGCCUAUUUCAGGGUGACAACUUCAGGAUUACCAAAGCUGAUGCUGCUGAAUUCUGGAGAAGGUCAUUCGGGGACAAGACCAUAGUGCCAUGGAGGACAUUUCGGCAGGCUCUUCAUGAGUUUCACCCUAUUAGCUCAAGUCUGGAGGCCAUGGCGCUCAAAUCCACUAUCGACCUCACCUGUAACGACUACAUCUCCGUCUUCGAGUUUGACAUCUUUACAAGGCUCUUUCAGCCAUGGUCAUCUCUUCUAAGGAACUGGAACAGCCUGGGUGUUACACACCCUGGUUAUAUAGCCUUCUUAACCUACGAUGAGGCGAAGGCUCGACUGCACAGGUUCAUCCACAUACCUGGCAGCUAUAUCUUCAGGCUGAGCUGCACUCGGCUGGGCCAGUGGGCAAUUGGCUAUGUGACAGCUGAUGGGAACAUCCUGCAGACCAUCCCGCAUAACAAACCACUCUUCCAAGCACUCAUUGAUGGAUACAGAGAGGGAUUCUAUCUUUUCCCAGAUGGCCGUGCACAGAACCCAGACCUGACAGGGUUGUGUGAACCGUCUCCACAGGACCACAUCAAAGUUACUCAGGUUUGUUUCUCAUGUGCGUGCAGACAGGGAUCUUCUUUUUCCUGCUGUAGAAUUUUCUUUAAAAAUGAUGAAAGCUUCAGUCAGCUCCUUUGCCUUUACCUCCUAACCUUGCUGUGUCUUUCCGUGUGUGCAUUUCAGGAAUCGGAGGGUCAGGGCUGCCCGUUUUGCCGAUGUGAGAUUAAAGGCACGGAGCCUAUUGUAGUGGACCCCUUUCACCCAAAGGCCACUGGGGCUUCCUUUGCUGGUUUCCAGGGGUCGAGCAGAGCAGAAGCCGCAGGCAACGAAGAGGAAGAGGAUGAUCGGCUGGAAGACCAGCAACUUAUCAUGAUCUGGCUGGCCUGCACCAAAGUGGAGCGCCCUCCGUCUCCAGUGUCUCAGCUGCCUCCGCGACUGGACCUCUUACAGCAGAGGUCCUCCACCUCCCAUAGUGCACUGAGUCAGGGAGCCACAGUCAAAAUGGUAGCCACUCACAGGGACAAGCCUCUACCUCUGCCUCCAGCACUGAGAGAGCCUCCCCCUCCUCUCCCACCGGAGCGCCCCUCCCUGGUCGGCCAGGAAUCCAGACUCCAAAGGAGACCCCUCCCCUCCACCCCGGACCAGCCAGCCUGGGCAGCAAACUACAUGGUGCUACGCCCUACAACGAAGGCCCCACCACAACAGGGCUAUAUGGCGCUUGAGGUGGGGGACAGUGACUCUGAGGACCCCCAGGUUUACGAAUCCAUGUGUAACAUCCAGGCCCAGGCCGGCUCGUCGGAGACGACACAGAACUCUGAGCUGUACCAUCCUCAGCAUUCAGCUGUUCCGCAGGACAAAAAGGAGGAGGCCAGUGUGGAGGAUGUUUACGAGUAUGACUUUCCCAGACCAGUGGUCCCUCCUGCCCCCGCCAGAAGAGCCCUAUCAGAUAUCGGCGGCCCUUCUGCAGCCUUCAGCAAUCUCAACAUAGACUCUGCAGUAGAUCCCAGUAUGUUUGUAGCAGGCGACGACCCCGAACGUCCCCUAAAACCUCUCCCGCAGCGAGCUAACUCUGACCGACGGCCUCGUCUGUUAAACCGCAAGCCACCUCCGCCGCCGCCAGACCUCCCUGGCCCCUCCUCAUCUGCCUCCCCUGUUCCACCUCCGACUAUUCCUCCUUCAGGUCCUGGAAGCUUGGCCCUAAACGGGGAGAUUGAAUGCCUCAUAUCCCAAGGCUACUCCAUCCAGGACAUCCAGAAGGCCCUGAUGAUUGCUCAGGACAACCUCGAGACGGCCAAGAACAUCCUGCGCGAGUUCGUCUCCAUCCCUUCCACAGCGCACAUCGCCACAUAGUCACUUUGCGCAGGCUCAUCCUCUGUCUCAUCUCUCUCCACUCUGUGCCAUUACCAUUUACCAAGCACUUUUCUGCAGGGCCACAAGUACUUUCAGAAGGCUUUACUCUGAGGGAUGAUGCUGCGUCCAUGUUAUAUCUCAUCCAAAGUCAUUUGUAGUGGGAAAACAGCAACGUGGGGUGGGGUGGGGGGGACUAUUGUUAAAGACAAUGUCAAGCGGCUGAAAUUACAGUCUCAGAAUCUCUUUUACUUGUAAUAUUCAUUUGGAGAUUGAGGGUUUUGGCCUUAAAGGUGAGAGGUCAACUGUAAGUCCGAUAUGACCUGAACACAGCAUAAAUGGAGAAUCGGAGCCUUUAAAAUGGGCUUGCUGUGACCCUGCUGUGAUUCGCUGAGUUAGUUAAAUGCUGCGGCAGUGUCCCCCCUCAGUCUGCGUGCAUGCUCUCGUUAAGCUAAGUGUUAAAACUGUGCAGACUUUGUUCAGCGAAGGGACCCCGCACAUAGUCGUGUCUGUUCAUUACAUAUGAUUCUGUAAUGAAAUCUUCUGUUUUUAUU